This is a messenger RNA of Gastrolobium bilobum, 1818 nucleotides long. RefSeq lists its product as uncharacterized. Lineage: Eukaryota; Viridiplantae; Streptophyta; Magnoliopsida; Fabales; Fabaceae. The transcript has 3 exons. The record is from RefSeq and is a predicted model, not a curated record. Bases 1 to 1818 code for a protein of 605 amino acids.
AUGUUUGACCGAGAGACCAGAGAGCGUAUAUUGAAUGCUUUCAGGAAGCAUUCCCCACCUCACUACAAAGGUGGGAGAGACCCCAUAGUAGCACUAGAGUGGCUCCAAGAGAUGAAGCGUAUUUUUCAGGUUAUGGAGUGUGAUCCCAACAUGAAGCUUCUGUAUGUUGUGUAUUUAUUACAGGGAGACGCAGCAGAUUGGUGGAACAAUGUCAGGAACCCACUUGAGUGCCAGGGGUAUGCUUUUACUUGGCCACUUUUUGAGAGGCAUUUUUUGAUGAAAUAUUCUUCUGAAGAAACUAGGGAAAAGAAAAGAAGUGAAUUUGAAGACCUCGGACAGGGAAGCAUGACAGUGGAUGAGUAUAUGAGCAAGUUCAACAUAUUGGCAAAGUAUUCAUGCUAUGGUAGAGCUCCCCUCACUCCAGAAGACAAAGCCUUCAGAUUCAAAAAGGGAUUGAACGAUAUGAUAGCUGACAAGCUGACUGGCCAUUCCACCAGAGACUUUGUGGAAUUGAUUAAGCAAUGCCAGGACAUCCAGAAGUAUUACCGUACUAGAGGUAAGGAAGCAGAUGGGAAGAGCUUCAGUGGGAGGACUAUGCCCUGGAAGGGUAAAGGAAAAUGUUUGCAAGUACAACACAGUAACAAGUUUAAGAAGACUCCCUUUGUGAAGAAUGGAAGCGGCAUGCCUGGUGCAGGGAAGAUCCCCACUUGUGCCAAGUGUGGGAAGAUACAUCCAGGUGUUUGCGGACUUGGGCAGAAUGCCGUGCCUACUCAGAGAGACAUAGAGGAGGCUUCGGCGCCCACUAGUGCCAGGGUAUAUGCGGUGACACAGCAGGAGGCAGAGAGGUCUCCAAACCUGAUUAGAGGUACCAUUCUUAUCAGAGGAUAUGCUUUUGAUGCCAUGUUUGAUUCAGGAGCUACCCACUCCUUCAUAUCGGGAUUUGUUGCUAAUGGGUUACAUUUGCCCAUUCAUGAGUUCAUGCCUCCCAUGGUAGUGAAGACUGCCACCGAAGACAUUGUUUCUACUUCUUUGAAGUGCAAAGAAGUCAUAUUCAUAUUUGAGCAAGAAGAGUAUACGGUGGAUUUCAUAGUGCUUGAGGGCAUGAAUAUACACAUUAUCUUGGGCAUGGAUUGGCUAGUCCGAUAUGGUGUGAUGCUUGAUUGUUGUCGCAGAAGGAUUUUCUUUUCUGCAAAAGGAGAGAAGCUGGACAGUUUGUACUUGAUGGCACCGCAGUUAAAGAAGGCUCUAAAUGAGGGAGAUGCAGGAUACAUUAUUUUGGGAGUAUUAGUAGAAGCCUCCAAGGAACCAACUGCUAACAUUCCCAUAGUGUGUGAAUUUGAGGACGUGUUUCCAGAAGAAAUUCCUCAGUUUCCUCCAGAGAAGGAGAUUGAAUUCUCCAUUGAUUUAUUUCCCGGUGUGGGGCCUAUCUCCUUGGCUUCUUACCGGAUGUCACAUGUAGAGCUUGCAGAGCUGAAAAAGCAGUUAGAAGAAUUAUCUCGCAAGAACUUUGUCAGACCGAGUGUAUCUCCUUGGGGUGCACCAGUCAUCUUUGUGAAGAAGAAGGAUGGGACUAUGAGGUUGUGCAUGGAUUACCGGCAACUAAACAAGGUAUCAGUGAAGAACAAGUACCCUCUACCCCUCAUCGAUGAUUUGUUGGAUCAACUUAGGGGUGUUUUCGUGUUUUCGAAGAUUGAUCUUCGUUCCAGAUAUCAUCAGAUCCGUGUAAAGGUUUGCCUAGAGGACUUGGCACUUGAGGAUUUAUUGGAGCAUACCUGUUUUACUGUUGGAGUUGGACUUGUCAUAAGCUCAGUGAGGUAA